Blepharisma stoltei is the source of this 4654-nucleotide messenger RNA. The record is from the annotation of a GenBank genome assembly. NCBI's taxonomy places the organism in Eukaryota, Ciliophora, Heterotrichea, Heterotrichida, Blepharismidae.
AUGAGUUGCUUGACAAAAAGUCUCUCAAGAUUCCAGGUUCUUUUUAUAGCUCUACUUUCGUUAACCAUACUAUUUUGGCUUCUUGUUGCUUAUGUUGACAUACAGAGCUUUUUAACUCUAGAAGCCGAUGAUACCGAAAUGUUGGGUGAGCUUAACAAGCCUAAUUCGUUUCUGAAUAAGACAGAAAGAGAACAUAAUUAUAAGCCUAAUUUCAAAGAAAAACAAGGAGAUGAAAAAAAUUACACCAGUCCAGAUGAGAAAAAUCACCUUAGUGAUAGCAAUUUCAAAAGGGACUCUGACACAAUUUAUGAUCAGAAAUCCGAAGCAAACUUAAACGAAACAGCAGUAAUAGAUUCAGAUUUAAGCCAAAUUGACUCUAAAAACAAAAAUCUUGGCCCAAAUAAUGAUAAAGUCAGUCAAUCCAAUUAUGAAGGAAAUCCUCUUAUUGGCCAACUUAAUAAUUCAGGGUUAUCAGAUAUUCCAAAAAAUUAUUCUGCUGGGUCAGGGGAAGAGCAAAAUCCUAUUCUUGAUAAAGAUAAUUUUUUAAAUUCUGACCUUAACUUAACUUAACUUAUUAACCAUCACGUUUAACGUCUCCUACGGGGUUGCUCUUCCAGGACUAUCACCACGCUCUCGUCGCUCGGGGCCCACUAGUUGCUGGGACAACUAGCUCUGAUCUCCAACGUGCGCCUCCUGCGCAAUGUUCCGGCUUCGACGGCUCAUGAAUGAGCUACUUUCUCUGUAACAAGGGUUGUCUGCUGGGAAAUUCCAAAAAAUGGGAUUUCUGGCCGACUUUCGGCAAAAGGGGAAAACUUGUAGCCCGGGGGCGAAACUCCCGGUUUCUCGCUAGAGAUUUGCCCGAAUGACCUAGGAAUUACUUGUAGGCGUUGCUGGGCUUCUCCUUUCCAAUUCCAAGCCUCCUCUUCCCUCGAGGUAAAAUCCUAACCCGAGAACGGACUGGGAUCAGGCUCUGUACACUGCCAGAAUUGCUUACCUGAUAUUGCUGUCCCAUCUCUAGCUAGGCAAAACCUUGCCGGAUAUAAUUAAAUAGGGCUCGAAACUGUCUGGCCGAGAGGCCAGACCCAAGUUGAGACGCCAUAUUUUAAAUUAUAUUUUUAAAUUCUGACCAAUUUAUUGCAAGUGAAACUGAAAAUUUUGACCCUCUUAGUGCUCAUAAAAAAGAUUCUAGCAAUAAAAAUAUUUCUUUAGAAAUCGACUAUGAAAUCAUUAAUAAAGAGCCUGAUAACACUAUUUCUGAUGGACUAUCAGAAAUGAAUCAUUCGGACUCCAAUGUUACUCAAAAAGAAAAAGACUUACUCCCUCUGUGAGCGAAAAAAAACUAUUAGAAAAUCCCUGUUUUUUGGUAAAAGCCUACGUUUGAUUUUUAAAAAGCUUGCAUUUAAAGCUUAAAUUUUACAAAUUAAGUUAAUUUUUGCUUUAAAAUAAUUUCGAAUUAGAAUUUUUUAUAUUUUGAGGAUGGGCGAUUAAAAGAUUUAAAAAGCUAUUCUGUUGAAAUUUCAUCAGAAUAUUUAACACCUAGCCUUAAAAUCAAAAAUCCAAAUAUCCAAUGCGUUCCAUCUAUUUAUGGCUACACAAGAGAUCAAGCAAAAUCUAGAUUCCCAUAUGGUAGUAAAAGAUCGUUUGGCUGCGGAGAAAAUUUCAGCACUUUUACGCUGAAAGACAAUUUCCUCUAUUUCAACUGCAGCCCAGGACAAUACAAUCUAGGGAAUGCUCCUGAAAAUGAGCUUCUUGGAAAUGUCCCAUUUAUUCAAACGUGAGUCCACUACACAACUCCUGUGAACUUAGGAAAGAUCGAAUUUGGCUUUACAAAAUGCCAGGAAACCAAAAAACAAGCAUUUCUCCACAACAAAUUAUCAGAUUAUGCUUCAAAUAGGGCUCAAGAAAAGCGAAAAUCCAUAGAAAAUAGCUUAAAUCUAACAUCGUCAAAGCCUUUAACAGUCUUAACAGUGGUAUUUGACUCAGUAUCCAGGCAGCACUUCUAUCGCAUACUAACCAAAACAGUAGAUUUUAUGAAUCAAAAUAUAGCAAAGGGGAAUUUUUCAGAAAAAUUCGCUAUAUAUGAUUUUCAAAUUGAGCAUGCCAGCGGGGAAAACACUUUGCCAAACAUUGUCCCUUUGCUUCUUGGAAAUUCAUAUGAUGAUCAUAAGGCAAAAGUGAAGGGUUUUACCUUGACAACUCAAGCUCAAGAGAGUUGGCUAAGAGUUCAAGAAGAAGAUGCGCUUUGAAAACACUAUGAAAGACAAGGCUUUGUGACUAUGUUUGGUUGGGAAACCAAAUGGGAUUAUUUAUCAUUUAUGGUCGGUAGAAAAGUUUUUGCUGACCACGUUGUAAGUAGCCUUUAUAACGCUGCAUGGACCCAAGUCGGCUUUUGUGACGUCUGCGAUGGAGCCCGGUGCAUCGGUAACCAAUAUUCCCAUCAGUUUCUAUUUAACUAUACCAAAGAAUUUAUUAGAAACUACAAAGACCAUAACAAAUAUUCAUACAUACAUUUUUCACAUGGCCACGAAUGGACUGGCUCUGUAAUUCGGUCAAUUGAUGAGGACUUUGUAGCUUUUAUUAAGGAUGUGCUAGAAUAUUACGCAAAUAAUCACGAGGACUUAGUGUUAGUUCUGGCGUCCGACCAUGGGAUCCACUUACUCCCCCUCCAUGAGCAAAAAAACAAUGCAAAAUUCCUACUUUUUGGGUAAAAGCCCUACCCUCAUGAGAGAACAAAAAAUUUUUUAUUGUAAAAUUGUUUCGAUGUAUAAAUGAUAAUUAUAUAAUAAAAUCUCUAGCUAAUUCUGUUUAAUUUUAAACAGCUUGCAUUUUAAAACAUAAAUUUCUAUAAAUUAAAUUAACUUUUGCUUUCCAAUUUUGUAAAUUGAAAAAAUUAACCCCCUUCUCGCUCACAGAGAGGGGAGCUAGGAUCGUGAGACUCUAUUGAAGAAGGAAGGAUUGAGAAUUUGCUGCCUUACUCUUUUGUGAUAACCAAUAAAGAAAUUUUGGAAAAAAUAGGAAAAGAUACCCAUGAAAUUUUGAGUCACAAUACCCAGCAUAUUACAAGUAAAUUCGAUAUGCAUUUGACGUUAAAAUAUAUGGCGAAUGUCCCAUAUGAGAUUAUUGAAAAGGACUCGCCGAAAUAUAUCGAACUGAAAAACAAUAAGCCUAAGCUGAAAACAGCUGUCUCCUUAUUUGUGGAGAAAAUUGAUGAUAAUCGUAAUUGCGAAGAUAUAGGAAAUCCUGUUUAUUGGUGUACGUGCUUGAAAUAUGAGGAAAAGAAAGUUGAUGGGCUGGAAGAUCUAAUUAUUCAUAUAGGAAAUCAAGCUGCUUAUGAGAUUAAUGGACGAAUUAAAAGAGAAUACAUGCAAAAAUAUUGCAUCUCUCCAAUGGAAUUCGAAAAGGCCAUUUCUGUUGAGCAUACUCCUAUAAAAGGAGUUUCUGAGCCUGAUACUGGACUCUAUAAAAUAAAAUACCCUGUGAAAGACCAUCCAGACUACUUUUUUUCUGUGCAGGCUGUCGCAGUCCCUGAAAAAGUAUUUUAUAAAUUCGAAAAGAUUAGAUUAGAUUAGAUUAGAUUAGAUAAAAUUAUAGCGGGUCGUCGGGGUUUAUUUCAGCCCCUCUCCGUCCAACGGAUAGCUUCGCGUUGGCGCUAAGCGCUAUCCUCACACACACCUUUUCCCUACUGAUGUCCACAAAAAAUGGUGACAUCAGAGGUCUGUCGGGGAGAAAACCUACCGUUCGGCUGAGCCUUUCUUGGUCCCAAGAUUCAGCCAAAGACUCCCUCAACCUCUGACAGGGCUCAGAGUAUGGGUGAACCGUCUUUUGCCUACUCCAUGGCCCUGUCGGGACCUUAUUGCAGGUCCAAGAUUGCUCCCCAUGGAGUAGCCUCGGGACUUUGCGCCGGUAGGGGCUUCUGUAGGUAGGGAAAAAAAGAGAUCUAAGGUUAUCCCUUAGACCAAAAACCCACCCCGGAGAACUAUUGCAUGUGGCUCGCCUUUCCUGGCCCAAAUCAACUCACGGGUUGUCAGGAGUCCACGUCAGAUCACGCCAUUUUAAUAAUUUAUUCGAAAAGAAGAAUGUAGAAAAUGACUGAUUUCCUAUCUCCUUUAUCUCUACAAAUGGACAACAAUAUAAAGUCCAAGUGCAAUAUAUAGCCAGAAUUAACGAGAAAAACGACAUCUGCAUGGAAAUGGAAGCGUCAAUUGGCGGAAAAAUUUCUUUUUGUGUUUGUCAGAAGCCAAAAGACUAUAAAUUUACCCCAGAUCUGGAGGAAAGCCAAACCAAAUUGUAUGAAAAACUUGUUGAUUCAGUUUCAGUUGUGGUUGGAAAAAACAAAGCCUCCUGCACAGAAGCAUGCAGAGAUGAGAAUAAGUUGUGCCUUGAAUGGGGGUUACAAAUUGUAAAUCAGUAUCUGUUGCUAAUGCAGCCAUGGAAAGACAAAAACACUUUUAAUGUUGUGAUAGAGAAAAGGUCUAUUGAUUUCAAAAGUAUAAAAAUUGAGAAGUUUGAACAUGGAGAAGUCCCAGGGCUGAAGCACCAAAAUAAUACUUUUACCUUUGUCCAAGCUGAUUGAAAUAUAUUGAGAUGUGAUUCUAGAGCGGAAGAUGUUCAGCCAAUAUGUUCAUGCUUGAAGUAUCCUAUAGAAAUAGAUUAG